This is a messenger RNA of Fomitiporia mediterranea MF3/22, 510 nucleotides long. RefSeq lists its product as uncharacterized. Bases 1 to 510 code for a protein of 169 amino acids. The transcript has 4 exons. The record is from RefSeq and is a predicted model, not a curated record. NCBI's taxonomy places the organism in Eukaryota, Fungi, Basidiomycota, Agaricomycetes, Hymenochaetales, Hymenochaetaceae.
AUGGACGAUAAAGAUGUUCAGGAUUGGAUGAAGAACAAACGAGAUGGACGAAAGGUGGAAAGGCUUGCAAAGGAAUUAGGGGAGACGAGCAUCGACGGGACGCGUCACCAUAAAGACGGUACUAUGAGUUACGACGGCGGAAGUCCGAAAAGUGCUCCUCCUGAAGCAUCAGUCGAUGGAACAAUUGAUCUAACUGGUGAACAUGGCCAUGCAGUGAAGCGCAAGGCUGCAAACAGUACGGAACCGUCCGAGAGUGCAGACAGUGAUUCUACAAAUCACUGCCGUCGGAAUUCCCGUCGAUCCACAGCAAGCAAGUACUACAAAAAGGUCAAAGCGGCAGAGAUUGAAGAAAUCCAUCCAAUGGCCCCGACUGGCAAUCUCGAAGUUGUUCAGCCUACAGACACCAUCUCAGAGGCAGACUCUCAGACGGACUUUUCUAUUCCGAGAUGCCAUUCACCCGAAUCAAUGAGUACUAGUUCAGGUAGAGGGAAGAACAACAGCCACCAUUGA